Molecule: messenger RNA, 2250 nt
Organism: Lentinula edodes (shiitake mushroom)
Lineage: Eukaryota; Fungi; Basidiomycota; Agaricomycetes; Agaricales; Omphalotaceae
Product: Oxoglutarate and iron-dependent oxygenase degradation C-term-domain-containing protein
Exons: 4
Coding region: 1-2250 (749 amino acids)
Biological process (GO): peptidyl-proline hydroxylation; regulation of translational termination
Cellular component (GO): cytoplasm
Molecular function (GO): peptidyl-proline dioxygenase activity; L-ascorbic acid binding; iron ion binding
Source: RefSeq, a predicted model, not a curated record
AUGGCUCGUACACAUUCGCGCCCGUCUUCUCCAGAACCUUCUGCCUCGCUGAUUAAGAGGAUUAAAAUCUCACAUCCGACAUUGCACGUCGCUACCGCUACAAACGAAACUUUGGCUGCUUUCGCUUCCGAGGUUCUCGAGUCAUCAAAUGUUGCUAAACUGCAUAAAUUCUACCUCGAAAGCCAACCAUUUCACUAUGCUCUGGUCGGCAAACUCUUCCAGGAUGAUCUCCUCAAGAGGGUUAAAGACGAAUGUUUGGGCGAGCUAAGCUUCACAGAGAAGGAGACUGACAUCUACAAGGUCAAUCAAACAGGCGAUUUGGCAUCGCUGAACUAUCUUGAUUCUUCACAAUUAUCUCUUCUCCCUAACCUCCUCAAACUCCGCGAUGCUCUCUAUUCGCCUGAAUUUAGGGCGUUCCUGCAAUCAGUUACUGGGUGCGGCCCUCUUUCUGGUUUCAAACAGGACAUGUCUGUCAAUUCGUAUACCAAAGGCUGUCAUCUUCUCAAUCACGACGAUGUAAUCGGCACACGGCGCGUCUCCUACAUCCUCUACAUGCCGUUGCCGAAUUAUCAGCUCUGGCAGAGGGACUGGGGAGGUGCACUUGAGCUCUAUCCUACGAAGCCUGGCCCAGAUGGUCUACCCGAGCCUGAGUGUGUUCCAUCAAAGAGUGUCGCUCCAAGUUGGAAUCAAUUUAUCUUUUUUGAAGUACAGCCUGGUCGUAGUUUUCAUUCAGUCGAAGAAGUCGUUGUUGGUAGCGGCGGCGAAGAUGGAAGGGAACGACUAAGUAUCAGUGGGUGGUUUCAUGCCGCCCAGGAGGGAGAGGAAGGUUAUGAAGCGCCUGUAGAUGAGAUAGAACUGAAAAGCUCUAGGGAGCAAUUAACUAAUACCCAAACUGCCUUCAAAUCAUACCAAUCGUCAGAAUCUCCAACUGACAGACCUCCAUUACCUGAUGUCGAGCUCUCCGAAGAAGAUAUCACCUUCCUCAGCGAGUUCAUCAACCCGGCCUACCUCCAGACACGUACCAUGCAAUCCCUAGCUUCUCGUUUCGUCGAGGAGUCAUCAUUAGAACUUCACUCCUUCUUAACCAACUCGAUUGCGGAAGCGCUCGAACCUCGUCUGAGAGAUCUCGAUGCGCAUGAUGGUUUGGGUCCUGACCGUAAUGGCAAAGUCCCACCUCACUGUUCCGGCGUAGAUGCGAAAAACCCGGAUAUCGUGAGCGCUGACGAUGCCACAUGGUCCCAUUUUGCAACAAACGGUACACCUACUACUCCGCUUCCUCUGGGAGGUACACUUUCUGUCAAUGGCAUUAUACCUCCUGUUCCAGCUGCAUCUGCUACGCCUGUGGUGCCUAAUCCUCCAAGCGCCUGGACUCUCAAAGGACCACCACAUAAAUGGCGUUAUUGCACACUCCUCCCUCCCUCUGCUUCUGCACCAGCUGUUUCAAUCACGCCCAUCUCAGCUCACCCAAACCCAUCCGAGAUCUUGCGCAAAUUACAGGAUGAGCUUUUUCCGUCGCAAGCUUUUCGUGCGUGGCUGGCGAUUGUUUCGCGAUUAUUACCUAUAAGGCAUUUCGUCGAGGCGAGAAGGUUCCGGCCCGGUCUAGACUAUACGUUGGCCACAAGCGAGGAGAAGGAGGCUAGACUGGAUGUCGUUCUUGGCUUAACGCCAGAGGUAAAGGAUGACGAAUCGGAUGAACAUGAAACACAUGCUCAAAGAGGCUGGAGAGCAGCUGAAUGGGGUGGUUGGGAGUGUUACAUGGCACCUCAUAAUGAAGAAGAUGAUCCUGCAGUCUACCGUGCUGGUACUUACAAAAAAUCAGAUGUUCUCGGGCACAACACUACGAAGGUUGCAGAUCACGAUUCCAAUGGUGCCAACGAUCACUCGGUAAAUGGAACCAACGGCCACUCAAACGGGACCAAUGGUCACUCAGUCGACGGCACUAACGGCGUCAAUGGCAAAGCCAACGGACACCCCGGGUCUAAUGGAAGUAAACACUCUAGUCCUAUUGGGAGCCCUGCCCCUGUUGCAAAUGAGGAAGGCGAGGAAGCGGCCAUGGAAGUCGACGAGGCAGAGGAAGAUAGCACGCUCUUGACUGUUCAGCCAGGUUUCAACCGCCUACUCCUUGUACUUCGCGACGAACGAGUAAUGCGAUUUGUCAAGUAUGUUUCCGCUGCUGCCGAAGGUUCACGAUGGGACGUUUGCGCCGAGUACGAGGUCGGGGUGGUGCAGGAGGAAGGUGACGACGAAUGA